Leucoraja erinaceus (little skate) is the source of this 1189-nucleotide messenger RNA. RefSeq lists its product as uncharacterized. Bases 279 to 962 code for a protein of 227 amino acids. The transcript is spliced from 2 exons. The record is from RefSeq and is a predicted model, not a curated record. NCBI's taxonomy places the organism in Eukaryota, Metazoa, Chordata, Chondrichthyes, Rajiformes, Rajidae.
GUGUUUUAUAAAAAGGUAUAAAAUACUUUGGAGAAUCAUAUGUACGUCGAGAAAAUAUAGAAAGAGAUCGAUCUCGGGACAGACAGUAAAGGGUGGGGGAAACGGGGCGGACUGUGCAAAAAUCGGGAAAGUCUGUUCCGAAUAGAGGCCGGUCUCGAACUGCAUAGAUAUCAAUGAAGAACAAAUUCACGGAGCCAGCAGACAGGCGGACGAUGUUCAGAGGUCGGGGCAGGAAGAGUGAGAGACGCGGAUAGGAGCAGGUUGGCUCUCUGGGUCUCAUGGGCAACAGGAUCACACACCUCUCCGGGUUCUUCAGCAGGAUCCACAGAAGGAGCAUCACAAGUUCCCAACAAAAUUUGUUUCAAGAUGAGUCAACCGCAUCAUCAGAGACCACAUCAGAAGAUACCAAUCUCAACAGUACCGAGGAGGCAGCCAGUGCUAUUCCGCAAGUGCCCCUGACAAUUGAACAGCCUAGCACAGAAGAACAUGAAAGUCAAUGGGAUGAUGUAUCACUUAUGGGAACCUCCGUGGGGAAAGGACCACUUCGGGGUCCAGAUGUGGAAAACUAUGCACAUAGGUCAAGAGUUAGGCUUUACAAUUUUCUUGACAUCCCCAGACAGACAGCAGCGCCAAAGACAGUUGCGAUUCUGUCCACUGAGAAUAUCAGGGAUGCUCUCCAUUGUGGCUUCAGCCAGCUCCAUAGUGACAUAACUUCAUUACGGCACAGUACACAGGCUGGAUGGGAGCAGGUUGCAGAGCAGGUUGCUGCUUUUACCAGCCUCCUGAAUCAGUUGACCAAACCUCAGUCACCUUGCUGUACACAGCUUCAAGCAGCUAGCUCACAGGCAUUUGCAGUGUCUGUCAACCAGGCGAUCGACUCCUCGAGCACAGAGCUGGGCUUUGUGACAAAUGUCUCAGAGAAUGAUUGUGCAGAGACUCUUGGCAAUGGCAUGUGUUCCUAAACAGACUUCCCAACACAGUCUGAAACGGCUCCUUAUCUCUCACAGUGGACUGUUCAGGGAACAAAUAAUUUAGUUUAAAUAAAUAUAAAGUUUCUUACUUGCUAAAAAACAGUCGUUAUAAUUUUGGAGUUUCACAAGUUAUAGAGUAGAAUUAGGCCAUUCAGCCCAUCGAUUCAAUCAUGGCUGAUCUCUGCCUCCUAAUCCCAUUUUCCUGCCUUCUCCCCAUA